UUAAAACGGCAUGGUGAAAGAAGAAUGGCGAAAUAAUAUAUUUUCUCGGUGAAAGUGGAAAGUGGAGGCUUGACGGUUAUGGUGAAGACAGCAGCCUUAACAGCAUCAGUUCCGUUUGUUAAUGAAACUUUGAACAAUAAAGCUUUUUUACUUUGAUGUGACGUCAGGACAGCUGAUGUACGCUCGGUGCUGUCGACUAUAGGCGUUUUUCAUGUUGUCGCCUCUCCAAUUUAAACAGUCUUUGAUUUGAUUAUCAACAAACAACAUGGAGAGAAUAGCGCUUUUGUGGAUUUUCGUGCAGGCAACGUUCGUCGUGGCUUCGUGUUUUACCGAUAUGGAAACAGGGCCUGGCGCAGGUGUAUCGAUACAGACCACAGGAGAUCGGUUUAAAAUUGAAGGAAGGGCGAUCGUACCUGGGAUAAAAACACAAGACUGGGUCUCCACGGCAAGGGUUCUUGUAGACGGUGAAGACUACGUGGGUUUUUUGAGAACUGAUGGAAGUUUUGCUGUAAACGAUGUCCCUUCCGGGUCCUACGUUGUCGAAGUUGUCGCUCCAGCGUACCGAUUUGAGCCAGUCCGAGUUGACAUCACAUCCAAGGGCAAAAUGAGGGCUCGUCUUGUGAACUACAUUAAGACUUCAGAGGUCAUCAGGCAGCCGUAUCCUCUGCAAAUUAGAGCCAGUGGUCUUCACAGCUACUUCAUGAAGAGGGAGACCUGGGGCUGGACUGACUUUCUCAUGAAUCCAAUGGUAAUGAUGAUGGUGCUCCCACUACUGAUCAUCGUUCUGCUGCCCAAAGUGGUCAACACCAAUGACCCAGAAAUGAGAAAGGAAAUGGAACAGUCCAUGAACAUGCUUAACCCUAACCCCGAACUUCCGGAUGUGUCCGAGCUCAUGACCAAGCUCUUCUCCGGCUCCAAGGGCUCCAGCAAGGCAGGCAGCAGCAGCAAAGGAACCAGGCCGGCUGUCAAGCGGAGGUAGUCCCUCUGAAGAAGCACGUCAAAGUCACAGAAGCAGGAUAUUUUUAAGUGGCUCCCCCCACCCCCACCCCCACUCUGGUUCUGUUGUUCAGGUCUCUCUAGGAACUACUACUUCAAACUGUAAAACAACCCCCACUACUAUGAAAAAAACCCCCAUUCAUAAGCAUUUUUUUUUAUUUGUCUUAAUUCAUUAUUCUGUUCUAAUCCUUUUGUGUGCUUUGCUGCUAAUUCCACUGCCUGAAAGACAUCUAUACAUAGUCGAGAUUUUUUUUUUAUUUCAUUAAUAUGACUGUGAAUGAAGAUUCAUUGAGUAAUUUUAAGACUUAAGAUAAGAUCUUAUUUAAAAAGCUUGAAUAAAUAAAUUGUGAUGGUAUAUAACAUG
Molecule: messenger RNA, 1360 nt
Organism: Doryrhamphus excisus (bluestripe pipefish)
Lineage: Eukaryota; Metazoa; Chordata; Actinopteri; Syngnathiformes; Syngnathidae
Gene: emc7b
Product: ER membrane protein complex subunit 7b
Cellular component (GO): EMC complex
Molecular function (GO): carbohydrate binding
Source: RefSeq, a predicted model, not a curated record